Cylicocyclus nassatus is the source of this 1015-nucleotide messenger RNA. The record is from the annotation of a GenBank genome assembly. Lineage: Eukaryota; Metazoa; Nematoda; Chromadorea; Rhabditida; Strongylidae.
AUGUUAUCUUACCAUGUGCAGACAAGCAUUGAAACACUUCCAAGUUCAUCAGACUCGGUUGUCCGAGCUCUUACUUCUGUCGUGAGGGAGCAAAUGCAUACCAUUGCAGGAUUGUCUCUAACAGUGAACGCCCUACUAUCUAAGCUGAAGGAGCAAGACAAAGAGUUGAAAAGGACUACUUUUCACGUUGCAAGAAAUCGAGAGAUAUCGUUGCCAGAGGGUUACACACUAGAAAGAAAAAAUAUAUCGAGGGUCUGGCAUCGUGACAGUUCACCACCCUUCAAGGAGUUCAAUAUGGUUGAAGUCAUGGAAAAAUGGCAGAGACCAAAACGCGCGCAUGACCAUGAUCAUUUCCUUUUGGUGCUCGACUUUAUGCGACACUUCUUUCUAAAUGCGUGCGAACCACCUACGAAAAUUCAACAGUACGCCUGUAGACAGAGCGGAAAGAAGGGAAAAUUUGACCAUCUUAAGGACCUCCCGGAAGGAUUAGUCGAUUUCUUAAUAAGUUUCAUCCUUGACGCUCUUGGCCUACACCGCGACCAGCUUUUGAGGACGCCAGAUGAGCACAAACGGAAUCCAAAUAAGUGGUGGUUGGACUUGGCCGAAAAUGACGACGCUCGCGAAAGAUUAUUCCACGUCCUCUCAGAGAAAAGAGUAAUCUGGAGCGGUAAAACGAGGAUAGCAAUAGGGAGAGCUUUGGAAGACCUUCGAAGGUAUCAUUUUGACCCUGAUAGGGCCAUGCUCCUUCCAUCAAAGAAAAAGCGUGUCAUGGUCGAAGGCAGCACUGUUACUAAAAAAGACGAAGUGAUCCAGAAGACUGAAACCGUCGAAGACGAAGUUGAAGUAGUCGAAGACUGAUGCUGUUCUCAUUCUUAGUCGUAGUUUUUUCGUAAUGUGUCGUUUUUGUGGUGUUUUCAAUCCUGUAAUUGCUGCUGACUGUGCAUAUCAUUUCCAUGUCAUUGUAAACUCUACUCGAGAAGAUCAUGCGGUAUUUGUUAAUAAAUUUUAUGACGUA